Owenia fusiformis is the source of this 1818-nucleotide messenger RNA. Lineage: Eukaryota; Metazoa; Annelida; Polychaeta; Sabellida; Oweniidae. The record is from the annotation of a GenBank genome assembly.
AUGGAAAUUGCCCUGGAAACGUUGAAUCAACCAACGGAUGAGUACCUUAGGAUUCAGAUGGUAUGUUUGUUAAGGAACUGUUUACAGGAGGCAGUGACGGACUUUGCAUUUAUCGUGGAUGAUUUUCCAAACUUCAACAUUAUCAUCAGUCGACCAAAAGAUCUAACUUCGAGCUCCUCUGAAGCAUGGCCGCUUUACUGGUGCUUCAUCUUCUACAUACUCAGAGAAGACAAGAAUGAUGCGUUAUUCAGAAAAAUGAUGUUGAAUAAUGAUGUCAUUGAUUGGACUCGGAAUACAGAAAAAUCGUUGUUUACGUAUGGACUAUCUGAAACACAAAAAUCUAUAUUCGAUGAGGUCGCUCAGACAUAUGGUUGGGUUACUUGGGGUGAAGGUCUGGAAGGAAAGACAUUCUCAAUACAGGAGGAUGACAUUAACAAUGCCUUAAUAGAAGUACCAUCUAUGAAGCAGUUAACUUGUUCAACACUGCGCCUUGAUGAAGCCGUUCUAGUUCAGCGGCGCUGGCAGCAUAUCCAUGCAGAUGACCCGAACGUCACAACAAAAAUAGAGUUCUGCAUUAAAAACUUUCCAAAUAUAUGUCUAAGGAAUGAUAAAGAUGAAGUUAUUGCGCAUAUGUUGACUGCAUGCAAUGGUGAGAUGCUGAUGCUAAAUGUGACCGAAUCCCAUAGACGUCAAGGACUUGGUACAGCUGUGCAGUUAUUGCUGUGUAGAAAAAUAUACGAGCAAAAUGAACGACCGUUUUGGAUAGUGUUAGCAAAAAAUGAGCAGUCUUUACAGAUGAAUGCAAAAAUGGGUGCUAAACUCUUAGAUAAUGGGAAGAUAGUGUACGGAUAUAGAUAUAAAUACAUUGACUAAAUAUUCUAAAUUGUGAUGGAUGACACUCCCUAAAAUUGGGUAGUAAAUUGGGGAACAUGUUAUUUAUCCUGGUUAGUUGCGAUUAUCUUUCAUAUAUAAGUUAGACCUUGUCUUAACCCUACGUGUGUCUCUAUUAAAUCUUAGUGCGUCUAAAAACUCAACAAAGAAAAACAUUACCAUAAAUUCAGUGAUAAUUACAUCAAUUUCAUUUAGUUUAUAAUGAAGCCACAUGUCUCCUCUUUCAAAUGAUAUGUCAAUUGGAUCAUGGACCACUGAUUAAUCAUUAUUUCUUCGCACAUAGGUGAAAAUACCAUUGUGCCAAGUUUGAAACAUCCUAAUUCAACUGAUCCUUAAUAUGCAAGCAGGUAAAUCGUUAUGUAAUUGGGGUAAGGAAUUAACUUCUGGUCACAAGGCUUACAUGGCAUACAUUUCAGACUUAGUUCUCCUAAGAAAAAAUGAUUUCACUUAAUGUGUUUAUCGGUAUCCAUGAUAGUUGAUAAUUUAGUUAACAGCGUCAUCAAACAUAUGGAAAAAAGAAGUGGCAGUGGCAUUAUCAAAACAGUCAAUUAAAGUCACUAUCAUUUUCUGUUUUCUUAAGAAUUAUAACUCGUGCAAACUACAUUUCAUGCCCAUCAUUUCUCUGCAAGUAGAUAUUGGCUCUUCUCUUCAUGUCACGCAUAGCUCUUUGAAUCAUAUGCGGGUUCUGGUAGAGAGCAGCAAUCUCAUUGCUGAUUCUUUGGCGUAGUGUGCUAUGUCUAAACCUUGGUCCAGGGUAGAUGUUUGACCAUUGUGCAAAAGGAAUGAUUAUUCAGUGGUCCGGGGUCAUAUAUGAAUGAAUGACAUAUCAUUGGAAAGAAGAGACACGUGUCUUCAUGUUUAACUAAAUGGAAUAAAUGUAGGUAUCACUGAUUUUGUGAUUUUGCAAUAUUUUGCUUGUUGCGUUUU